AUGUUCAAAUUUGUGGUUGGUGAUGAUGUCAAGCGUAUCGUGUCUCGGGUCCCAAACUUUGUGGUGCAUGAUUAUAAUCAGCAGGGCCAAUGCUUGAGGUUUGUUAACGAACCAACUAAUCAUGCAUUUCCCUCUUUGGAGUAUUUGAGUGUUCAUUACUUGCCCAACUUGGAGAAUAUUUGGGAGGGCGUUAGACCUUUACCAUUUGGAAGUUUCACUAAGCUUAGAAUUCUGCUGGUGUAUGCAUGUCCAAAGCUGAAAAAUGUUUUUACAAGCAGCAUGCUAUCAUGUGUCUCUAAUCUGGAAGAGUUGUUGGUUGAAGAUUGCCCAGCCAUUGAAGUGAUCACACUUGAGGAUGAGAGCAUGGAUUCUGGAACUGUUAGACUCUUGAGAUUGAAAAGAUUGACACUAAACCAUCUUCCUCGAUUGGCUAACAUUUCGGAAGGCGCUUGGCCCUCGUUAGAGUAUAUUAGCUUGCAUGGCUGCCCUAAUUGGAAGACCAUUGCUAUGAACUCAAAAGUUGAGGUAAACUGUAAAGAUUAA
Molecule: messenger RNA, 543 nt
Organism: Prunus armeniaca (apricot)
Lineage: Eukaryota; Viridiplantae; Streptophyta; Magnoliopsida; Rosales; Rosaceae
Source: the annotation of a GenBank genome assembly